GGCCACGCCCAGGAGGCGGUGCGCGGGAGCCCCCCAGCCCUUGCUCCCAGCCCUGUCGAGCUGCGGGCCAUGGCGGCCGCCGAGCCCAAGCCCCCAACGGGGGCGGCCGCGGCCCGACGCCUGGCCCGGAGCUGCUGGUCCGCGUUCUGGGACUACGAGACGCCCAAGGUGAUCGUGGUGAAGAACCGGCGUUUGGGCAUCGUGUACCGCGCGGUGCAGCUGCUCAUCCUGCUCUACUUCGUGUGGUACGUGUUCAUCGUGCAGAAGAGCUACCAGGACAGCGAAACGGGCCCCGAGAGCUCCGUUAUCACCAAGGUCAAGGGCAUCACCUUGUCCGAACACAAAGUGUGGGACGUGGAGGAGUACGUGAAACCACCGGAGGGAGGCAGCGUGUUCAGCAUCAUCACCAGGAUUGAGGUCACCCCCUUCCAGACCCUCGGAACAUGCGCCGAGAGUAUGAGGGUCAGCAACGCCACCUGCGACUCGGACGAGGACUGUGUGGCUGGGCAGCUGGACAUGCUGGGAAACGGCCUGCGGACUGGGCGCUGCGUACCUUAUUACCACGGGUCCUCCAAGACCUGCGAGGUGUCCGCCUGGUGCCCGGUGGAAGACGGGGCCUCAGUCAGCCAAUUUCUCGGUACGAUGGCCCCCAAUUUCACCAUCCUCAUCAAGAACAGCAUCCACUACCCCAAAUUCCAGUUCUCCAAGGGCAACAUUGAGAACCGGAAGGGUGGCUACCUGAAGCACUGCACAUUCCAUGAGGUCUCUGACCUCUACUGCCCCAUUUUCAAGCUGGGGUACAUCGUGGAGCAGGCAGAGGAGAACUUCACAGAGCUGGCACACACGGGUGGUGUCAUCGGGGUCAUUAUCAACUGGGACUGUGACCUGGACCUUUCAGCGUCAGAGUGCAACCCCAAAUACUCCUUCCGGAGGCUGGACCCCAAGCACAUCCCAGCCUCAUCUGGCUACAACUUCAGGUUUGCCAAGUAUUACAAAAUAAAUGGCAGCAUUACCCGCACACUCAUCAAAGCCUAUGGGAUCCGCAUUGAUGUCAUCGUGCACGGACAGGCGGGGAAGUUCAGCCUGAUUCCCACCAUCAUUAACCUGGCCACAGCGCUGACCUCCAUUGGGGUGGGCUCCUUCCUGUGCGACUGGAUCUUGCUAACAUUCAUGAACAAAAACAAGGUCUACAGCCAUAAGAAAUUUGACAAGGUGUGUACUCCAAGUCACUCCUCAGGCAGCUGGCCUGUGACCCUGGCCCUUGUCUUGGGCCAGGCCCCUGCCCCACCCUAUCCCUGCUCUCCAGACCCAGGCCAGGCUGGCCAACUGCAGAGUGAGGGGCAGAGCCAGGCCCGGGCUGUCCCACCCCCAUGGCCUUGCCCCACCUCUGCCCCAUCUGAGCAGAUGGUGGAUGCUCCCGAGCGGGGUGCGGGACCAGGGAUUUGCGCCUCCGAGUCUUCCCAACAGGACUGCGUGCUCACAGAUGCCCGAGGUUUGGCCCAGCUCUGAGCCUACUUCCAUCUUCUGCCACACUGCACUUAAGGCCCCAGGCGUGUCAGGGACCUCUGACAUCUGAGGCCCCAGCACAGCCCCUGGCUCUCCAGGGCAGCACAGCUGGGACCAUGGACAUGGGCCCUGCCCAUACACCUCAGCAAAACCAGCAGCCAAAGGGUCCCCAUGCAACUAGACCGUGGGGUGACAUGAAUGGGAUGACGACUCCUGCUCCAUCUUAGCCCCCAACUGUAGCGGCAAGUCCC
Messenger RNA from Capra hircus (goat), 1757 nucleotides. RefSeq names its product purinergic receptor P2X 2 (gene P2RX2). Gene Ontology annotation, biological process: monoatomic cation transmembrane transport; response to ATP. Gene Ontology annotation, molecular function: ATP binding; extracellularly ATP-gated monoatomic cation channel activity; purinergic nucleotide receptor activity. NCBI's taxonomy places the organism in Eukaryota, Metazoa, Chordata, Mammalia, Artiodactyla, Bovidae. The coding region runs from base 70 to 1509 and encodes 479 amino acids. Gene Ontology annotation, cellular component: nuclear inner membrane; plasma membrane. The transcript is spliced from 11 exons. The record is from RefSeq and is a predicted model, not a curated record.